Molecule: messenger RNA, 2214 nt
Organism: Aspergillus versicolor CBS 583.65
Lineage: Eukaryota; Fungi; Ascomycota; Eurotiomycetes; Eurotiales; Aspergillaceae
Exons: 3
Coding region: 341-2074 (577 amino acids)
Source: RefSeq, a predicted model, not a curated record
CGGAGAUCCAGCCCAACCCACCAACAAACAACACACAUACCUCUCCCAUAGCGAAUCCCUUGCCGCCGCAAAAUGGCCGACGAAGAGGAGCGCGUCAAGGCCGAAAAGCUCGCCGCUGCCAAGAAGCGCGGUCGCGGCCCUACAAAAGAAAAAGAAAGGCGGGAAGAAGGGUAGUACAUCCGAGUCAGCAAAGGAGGCUGAAACCGCAGAAACGAGUUCACAAACACAAUCACAGCAAGAGCCAGAACCUGAACCUGAACAACCGCAAUCAGAACAAGCAGAAGCAGAAGCCGAAACACCACCGCCACCAGCAGAAGAUGAAGAUGAAGGGACCGAACCCAUGCCCGACCUCCCCACAACCAACACCGUAACGUCAACACCAUCCCCGGCCCCAGGGACAACGUCCGACGAUGCAUCGAGCGGGAAACUCGAGGCCCCGCGGGCCGGGCACGCACGGCAACCCUCGCUGUCCAUCCAGUCGAAGAUGCGCUCGUCGUCGUUCCGGAAAACGUCCAUUUCACAGGGCAGUGCUUCGGCUACGUCCCCGUCUGCGACGCUGAAGUCGCCGUCGUUGCCGCCGCUUAGUGCGGAUGGGGAGGCUGUGCAGGAGGUAUACAGGAAGCAGUCUGGGCGGAUUGAGGAGCUGGAGAAGGAGAACAAGAGGUUGGAGAAGGAGGUUGAGGAUGUCAGUGCGCGGUUUAAGAAGACGGAGGACCAGCUGGAGGAUUUGAGGGAGGCGAAUGUGGAUGUUGCGGAGUUGAAGGAGAAGUUGAAAGUUGCGGAGGGGAAGGUUGAGGGUGUUGAGGAGUUGAAAGCGGAAAUCGCUUCGCUUCAGAGACAGACGUCGCAUCUCCAGACACGCACGCAUCGAAAUGCCAGUGGAUCUGUCUCCGGACAGUCAGAAUCCCCACCGUCAGACCUGGUGCAGCAACUCGAGUCGAAAUCUGCGGCCAUGGAAGCAAUGGAACUCGAGAUUUCCAACCUCCGCGCACAAAUCUCCACACAGUCCGCGCAUGAGACCCAGAUAGCCGCACUAGAGGAGAAGCUGUCGCGCAGCGAAUCCACACUCGAGAAGACGCAGCGCGAACUCACAGACAGCAAGAACGCACUGACGCGCGCGUCCGAAAAGGCUGUGAAGGAAGGCGUCGACAAGACGUCCACAGAAACCCUAAUCAAGAGCCUUCAACGUGAGCUCGAAGAACUAAAGGGCGAAAAAACAGAGGCGGGGAAGAAAAUCGACACCCUCGAAAAGAAAAUCGAAGCCAUCGGUAACCUACACAAGGAAUCUGAAGCCCGACACCAGACCCGCCUCCGCGAAAGCGAGAAAUUCGAACAAGAGGCCGCCGUCCUACGCAAGAAACUAGCCAGCACCGAGAACGAGAACCUCCGCCUAAAGGAAGAACAAGAAAGUCUUCGCAAGCGGCACGCCGGUACCGGUAGCACCGGAUCGGCAGGAGGAGGAGUAGACGACGACGACCUCGACGACCUCGAAGACGAAGAGCGCUCGCGGCUCCAGCGCCGCAUCCGCGAUCUUGAAGGCGAAGUAUUCGAACUCCGCCGCGGCGUCUGGCAAGAGAAGCGCCAGGAACUCCAGCCCGGUCCGGACGCAUACAGCCCCGACGAAUAUGACACCGCAAACCCGGCAUCUGCGAAUGCCUUCGACGACGUGGACCUCGUCGGCGGAAGCCCCGAACACUCGCGCCGACGCAGCAUGGCCCAGAGGAACCAGCACUCCUCUUUCUCCACCGUGCUAUCUAGCGGCAUCGCGGCCUUCACGGGCGGUGGGUCACCAUUCUACUCCCCGUCUCCGUCUCAAAGCCAACAAGGGCACCAACACCCGCCUGCUACGCGUGGAAGCCUAGAGCUCCUCUCCGAAGAGAACCUCGAGGAUGAAUUCGAUGAAGCCGAGUUUGCACGCGCGCAGGCGGAGGAGGAAGCUAGGAAACGGGUUGAGUGGGUACGGGAGAUUAAGAAGCAGUUGAAGGACUGGAAGGGGUGGCGAUUAGAUCUUGUUGAUAGUCGCGCCGGGGCUGAGGGAGCCGGUGUUGGGAUGGGAGAAAUUUUUGAGAUAUAAAUUUCUUUCUUUCCCUUCUUCUAUUUCUCUUACUUGCUUAUGUUUGACUUCUAUACCGUUGGUGUAAAGUAGGACGGGCUAUUUGAGUAGAUGAGGUUGUACGGUACUACUGAAUGAUUAUUGAUGAAUCCUGAAUACGU